CACCGCUGCCUGGCCCGGACUGAGCGGCAAACUCAGCGCGCAUAGUUUGGGUGAGCCGCUGAAAGCACACGCUGUGGUUGUGGGUGAAAGGCUGGCGGAGCCGACGGGAGCCUCCGUGGGGUUUUCAACGAGCAAGCGCUACAAUGCGUGCCUCGUAAGGAACGGCGAGCACCUGAGCUUCGGAAGCCCUAGCAUGGGACAGCUAUGUUGUCCAGGAAAGGACUCAUUCCCGAGGACUUUGUGGUGACCCGUCUGGCCGAGGAUGUCCUGCAGCCCAAAUACAAGACGAAGCAGCGCAAGGCGCGCUUCGUGGCCAAAAACGGCACGUGUAACGUGGCGCACACGAACAUCCGCGAGCAGGGCCGCUUCCUGCAGGACGUCUUCACCACGCUAGUGGACCUCAAGUGGCUGCACACACUCUUCAUCUUCACCAUGUCGUUCCUGUGCAGCUGGCUGCUGUUCGCCAUGAUCUGGUGGCUCAUCGCGUUCGCGCACGGAGACCUGGACGCGGGGCGCGCGGACGCAGUGCCGUGCGUCACCGACAUCCACUCGUUCUCCUCGGCCUUCCUCUUCUCCAUCGAGGUGCAGGUGACCAUCGGCUUCGGCGGCCGCAUGAUCACGGAGGAGUGCGCAUCGGCCGUGCUCGCGCUCAUCGUGCAGAACAUCGUGGGCCUGGUCAUUAACGCCAUCAUGCUGGGCUGCAUCUUCAUGAAGACGGCGCAGGCCAACCGGCGCGCGGAGACGCUCAUCUUCAGCAAGCACGCGGUGGUGUCGGCGCGCAACGGCCGCCUGUGCUUCAUGUUCCGCCUGGGCGACCUGCGCAAGAGCAUGAUCAUCAGCGCCACGGUGCGCAUGCAGCUCGUGCGUCGCGGCGCCACGGACGAGGGCGAGGUGCUGCCGCUCGAGCAGAUCGACAUCCAGACGGACAAUCCGGUGGGCACGAACGCCAUCUUCCUCGUGUCGCCGCUUAUCAUCAGUCACGUGAUCGACCGCAACAGCCCGCUGUACGACGUGAGCGCCGCCGACCUGCAGCGCCAGGACCUAGAGGUGAUCGUGGUGCUGGAGGGCGUGGUGGAGACCACCGGCAUCACCACGCAAGCACGAACGUCCUACGUCUGCGACGAGGUCUUGUGGGGGCAGCGCUUCGUGCCCAUCGUGUCCGAGGAGGAGGGCAUGUACGCCGUGGACUACUCCAAAUUCGGCAACACCGUUAAGAUCCCGACGCCCAGCUGCAGCGCCAAACAGCUGGACGAGGAGGGAGGACUGUCCAGAUUCAGGCUCAGAGAGUCCGCCGCUGCCCGGUGCUCAGUGAGGAGGAGAAUCAAAAAGCAGCAGAGCACCAGCAAAGAGGAGUGAGCUCGUAUUUUGGAAAGGAAACGGGCGUGCGCGCUUGUGUUCGUGGGCCAAUGGAUGGGCUCGAGAGAGAGAUUUUUUCAAGAAAUUGUUGAGUGGGGGGUGGGUACGGUACUUUUUGUACUUGCUUCCCAUUCUCAAUCCCAAAUGCUUAACCUGGUGGUCUCCAAUCCUGCUCCUGGACAUCUGAAUCUAACAUGCAGCCUUCCCCUGUACCUACACUAAUGCAUCUCAUGCAGUCAAUCAGGAACUUCUGAAGAAGUUCAUUAUAGGGGGGGGGUCAGGUGUGACAGACUCUCCAGGAGCGGGGCUGGUGACCACUGCCUUAACCCAUUAUUGUGCAUAUCUGAAAUGUUCCCUUGGUCCAGGGGUUCUCUUACAUCAUCUAAGAGAAAAGUUUCACACUGAUCACACUAUUUGGGUCAAAAGUGAGCUUUUAUAUCUUCAUUUAUGGUGUAAAUGUUAGUUUUGUGGUCACUUAGUGAUUUUUUUUUAACAAUAGGGAAUCCAAAUUUGUGAACAAAAUGUAAAAUUACAUGCAAUAAAAGUAUAAAAUGGGCACUAUAAGAUGUUCAUGCAGGGUAAAACUACAAAAUUUCAUCACUUCAGUCCAGUUUUUAUUCUGGUCAUACUAAAUGUACUUGUUGAGCCAACAUAUUAAUGUGUGCUGUACUGUGUAGACCAGAGCUGUGAGAAGUGACAAAAUAUGCAGAUAUUUGCAAGCUAAUAUAAAUGAGGGGUUUUUAUGCAGUUCUAGAGUGGAUACUGGGGUAUUUUGUACUUGUGGUCCCUCUUUAUCCAUUGCAGGCAUCAGAAAUAUUAUUACUGUACUAUAAACAUUGAACAAAGAAAGUACAGAAACUGACAUUUACAUAUACAAAUAAUAUAUGCAAUUGUUUGUAGACUAAUGUAGAUGGAAUGAAAGCAGAUAUAUUUUCUAGACCUAGACGUGUAGUAUUUUGUAUUGCUUCCUCUUUUUAAUCGAUCCAUCCUCUUUAAAAAUGUUAUUAAAGCCACUGCUACACAGGACAUGGUAAGGACACUUAUUGGAGAUUUAAGAUCGAUCCAGUUCUUUGAAGGCCGAGAUUAUUUAAUGCAGGAUCGGAGUAGAUAUGAGUGUAUUUUGUAUAUAUAAAUCCCCACUUUUUAAUGGCUUUAAAAAAAAUUACGGCACCAUUACACAAAAGUGCUUUGCUGUCAAAACGGUAACUUGUGUCUUUAAGUGGAUAAGAGAUUUCAUAUUUACUCCCCCUUUUCAGAAGAACCAAGACAUCAAAAUAUUAUUAAUGCACCAUUCCUAGACACAGAGCCAUGGAAUUGACCUUUAUAUAAUCAGAUAAUAUAGAUGUUUGUAGCCUGAUUUAAAUGGGGUCAAGGCUACAGGCCUAGACAGGGUUCUCACAUUUUGCUGACCAGGAACAAGUUUUCUUGCUGUUCAUAAAGGUCAUCAACUGUACAAUGGCAAGAGGAACGAUGAAAUAUAAUAUGCAUCAGAGACUGCAGCAGGUCAGUGAAAAGCUAUUUUCUGGCCUGUUCCUUGAAAGCACAUUUAGAAUACUGGCAUUGGGAAUCUUUUCCAGGUUUUUCAAAAUGAGUGCAUUUACAUGUCACUUUUCCAGACCUGCACUAGAACUCUGCCUAGCAUGGAUAUGGAAAUAUUUUGUAUUUGCUUCCCCUCAUUAAUCCAUCCCAAACUUUAUAUUAUUCAUGCACUACUAGUUAGAGCUAUGCUGUCAAAUAUUUGUCUCUAUAUAUUACAGAAUGCUAUUUUUCUCAGGGUACUGGAUAUUUGAAUGCACAUCUUGGUUUGCUGUAGUUAAAUGCUGAAUGUAUGCCUCCUUGUGGUACACAGGCCUUGACUUACAAAUAAACUAGAUUGUUUCUAUGGGC
Messenger RNA from Pygocentrus nattereri (red-bellied piranha), 3243 nucleotides. It is a transcript of the gene kcnj11, whose product is annotated as potassium inwardly rectifying channel subfamily J member 11. The record is from RefSeq and is a predicted model, not a curated record. The transcript has a single exon. Gene Ontology annotation, molecular function: ATP-activated inward rectifier potassium channel activity. NCBI's taxonomy places the organism in Eukaryota, Metazoa, Chordata, Actinopteri, Characiformes, Serrasalmidae. Bases 205 to 1356 code for a protein of 383 amino acids. Gene Ontology annotation, cellular component: plasma membrane. Gene Ontology annotation, biological process: regulation of monoatomic ion transmembrane transport; potassium ion import across plasma membrane.